UAGAGAAUGGUUAUGUUUAGCGUUUCUCAGCUUUCUGUGUGAAUAAAAAUCAAUAUUUUGUGGUGUGUCGAGAGAUUCGGCCGUAGAAUGUACCAAUUAUAGCAGUGAUAUUUAGUAGUUCAAAGUCAUAUAAGCAAUAGUAAAUAUAAUGGACGAAGCAAGCAUGCCUUUACAUUUGGAGCCAAUGCAGCCCAAAGACCUCUGCGAGAAGAGGCUGUGGAUCGGAAACUUGGAUACUAGGGUUAAUGAGUAUCAACUACUGAAAAUGGUCCGCGUGUACGGCUCUAUCGAGAAGUUCGACAUGCUGUUCCACCGCAGCGGGCCCGCGGCGGGGCAGUCGCGCGGGUUCGCGUUCGUCACGUAUCAAAGGAGACAAGACGCUGUGCUCGCCAUGAACUCGCUUAACGGACAGCUGUUGGGCUGUAAGAAGAUUUGUGUCAAGUUCGCUAAGAACUCGGCGGAGGAACAAGAACGGCCUAAACCCGAACUAGGCAUACCAGCCCUCUCCGGAGCCAAGCCGGAACUAAGGCUAAGCAAGAAGACCGCCAUCCAAUCCAUCGAGGCCAAGCUCAAGAUGAUGGAAAACAUGAAGGCCGGCGACGACUUCGUUGUCAACAAGCUAGCGGCCAACGAAGCGCCCGUCAUUAAGCAGUAUCAGACGAAGCAGCAUCAGCCGCAGAAGCCUAGCACGUCCUUUAGACGGAGGCAUCCUUAUCAUAGGAAAAGAUAAAUUAUGUUUAAAUAUACAGCUCCAUUCAUGAAAACUGGCAUGAUUGGAAUUAACUGUGUUUGCUGAAAUCCCUCUAAGGGUGGUAUGGUACCUGUCCAAUUUCUUUGUCCAGUGUCAGUGCGUCUCACUCUCUCAUUAAAGCAAAGUGUUUGGACAAAGAAAAUGGAUAGGUGGAAUACCACACAAGUGAUGUAUUGUCGAAUAUAUAGAUAAUAGUUUGUUCACUGCCAUGUACCUACUUUUAUUCGAUAUGUGUAUCAAAAUAUGACUGCAUGUCGAAUGGAGGUCCUUGAUAUCCGCAAAAGCAAUAUUUACGCAAAUUUUAAUGUAUAACAAAUCGCCUUCACAUCGCUUUUAUGCACUUAUAUCAUGUUGGAAUGUUUGCUGUAAGUUUUUCUUAAAGUUUCAAAUUGCAAUAUUACAAGUUCAUUACUGGCAACAUUGGGAGGCUAUUUGCAAAAUGUUGCCACUUAGGUGAUUUUUUUUUAAAUUGUGACUUAUUUUUGGAAAUGCUACAAAUUUUAAUCUCAUAAUUUAAUCGUGAUCUUUUUACAAAUAAGUUUAUCAGUAUUAGACAAUCAUUUUACACAUAAAAGUAGCUUGCGGAAUUUUGUCGUAAUACACCAAUUUUGGCACUAAAAUAUUCCACACUGCUAUGUCUCUAUUCUUACAUUUUGUGGAUAAAUUAGUCUAUUUACUUGCCUUAUUUAUCAAGCUAUAAAUUUACAUUACAUACCUGCAAAGUUAGUGUGGAAUCUCGUAAAAAACUGAAUAUUUAUUAACCCAUUCAACACUAAAAUAUUGUCGUCGUAUUAGCUAUAGGUAUGUUCACAUCAGCUACGACGUAACGUAGCGUAGCUUAACAGUAAAUGCGUUAACGGAACCGAGCUUCCUUUCGUGUUUUGGUAUCAUGUGUUCAUUGUACUGUAGAUGUUUUGUGAAAGAUUUAUAUUAGAAAUCUUGUAGGGUGACUGUGUGCUAUAGAUAUUGGCCACUCCAUAGUAAGGCAGAAAGAAACAAGCCAAUAUAAGUCUUAUUGUUAAGAGUGGCUAAUAACUAUAGCAGCCACCCUAACAUUGAGAUUUUAGAGAUGAAAUACUAAUCGUAGUUCAGGAAAAAAUUAAAUAUGCAUGCUGUUGAAACAAAUGUACCUACGUGAUCAUCAUUUGAAAUAGUGAAAUGAAAUCAAGGUGACCCAAAGUUUAGACCAAUACAUUCAGUGCCAAACUUAACAUUUCUCAUUCAGAUUAACUAAGUAUAGUUUUCAGCGCUGAAGUUUUAAAAAACAAAUAGUAUAUUAUUCUUUCUCAAAAAUAUUUAAAUCGUGUAGUGUAGGCACUUUGUCAUUCUAUUACCUGAAAUCAUGAUUUUUUAACGUGUGAUUGUAUUAUUUUUUACUCACAACAAUUUAAGGUAGUCAGACCAAGAUAAGUUUUCAACGAUUUUGAUAGCACACACAGUGCAAGUGUUAUUUUCGGGUCACCAUGAUCAAUUACUUAACUGAUAUUCAAUGUAAUUAUAGGUUUUAACAUAUUGUGAAUUGUAAGUAAAGUCUGAUAUUAAUAUUUUUGUAUUAAGUUUAAUGAAUUUAGUAGUUAUUUGCUAGGAUUUAGCCUUACGUGUUCGUGUUUAUGUGUUGAAUGUUCAAUAUAAAAUUAACCCCU
Cydia splendana is the source of this 2394-nucleotide messenger RNA. RefSeq names its product probable RNA-binding protein 18. The coding region runs from base 149 to 730 and encodes 193 amino acids. The transcript has 4 exons. NCBI's taxonomy places the organism in Eukaryota, Metazoa, Arthropoda, Insecta, Lepidoptera, Tortricidae. The record is from RefSeq and is a predicted model, not a curated record. Gene Ontology annotation, cellular component: spliceosomal complex. Gene Ontology annotation, molecular function: RNA binding. Gene Ontology annotation, biological process: positive regulation of mRNA splicing, via spliceosome.